Messenger RNA from Mirounga angustirostris (Northern elephant seal), 956 nucleotides. It is a transcript of the gene GPX4, whose product is annotated as glutathione peroxidase 4. Gene Ontology annotation, cellular component: nucleus; mitochondrion. Gene Ontology annotation, biological process: response to oxidative stress. The record is from RefSeq and is a predicted model, not a curated record. The transcript has 7 exons. Gene Ontology annotation, molecular function: phospholipid-hydroperoxide glutathione peroxidase activity; glutathione peroxidase activity. NCBI's taxonomy places the organism in Eukaryota, Metazoa, Chordata, Mammalia, Carnivora, Phocidae.
CGGAGGCGGUCGGGCAUGGGCCGCGCGGCCGCCGGCUCCCCGGGUCGCAGGGGGCAGCGGCGCCGGGAGCGGGGCAGGCGGCGGCGGCGGCGCCGAGUCCCCCGGCGGCGGAAGGCGGGGGCUUGCGGGCGCAAGAGGGCGCGCCGUCGGCGGGAGGAGCCCUGUCUCGAGAGGCCAGGGCAGGCGGAGCUCACGACCUGGGACAGCGGCUGUAGCGCCGAGUGCCCAGACCCGUGCGCGUCCCGAGACGACUGGCGCUGUGCUCAGUCUAUGCACGAGUUCUCCGCCAAGGACAUCGAUGGACGCAUGGUUAACCUGGACAAGUACCGGGGCUUCGUGUGCAUCGUCACCAACGUGGCCUCGCAAUGAGGCAAAACAGAAGUAAACUACACUCAGCUUGUCGACCUGCACGCCCGAUUCGCUGAGUGCGGUUUACGGAUCCUGGCCUUCCCUUGCAACCAGUUCGGGAGGCAGGAGCCAGGGAGUAAUGCGGAGAUCAAAGAGUUCGCCGCUGGCUAUAAUGUCAAAUUCGACAUGUACAGCAAGAUCUGUGUGAACGGGGACGAUGCUCACCCGCUGUGGAAGUGGAUGAAAGUCCAGCCCAAGGGCAGGGGCAUCCUGGGAAAUGCCAUCAAAUGGAAUUUCACCAAGUUCCUCAUUGACAAGAACGGCUGUGUGGUGAAGCGUUAUGGCCCCAUGGAAGAGCCCCUGGUAAUAGAGAAGGACUUGCCCUGCUACCUCUAGCUCCACAAGUAUGCGCCCCCCCCGCGGCCCCUGCCCCUCGGAGCCUUCUACCCGGCACCCAUGACGGUCUGCCUGAAAACCAGCCCGCUGGUGGGGCAGACCCGAGAACUCGGCGUGCACCCCCCGCCGGAGGAAGGUUCCUCGGCCCGGCCCGAGGCUUGGCGCCCCCCCCACCCCUGGUUAUCUUGUGGGAAUAAAACGUACAGAUUGGC